UCGGCUGCCGAUCACUCAUUUCCUGGUCCCACUGACACCGUGUAUGUUAUUGGUGUAUUUGUUUUACAUAUUAUGUAUUGCAUAUGCGGCAUUCCAGUCAACAAUUUGAUGAAUCCUCCUUAUCUUGGCUAAUUUUUAUUUUACAUUUGAUCCGUUCCCCAACCCCCAACCACUUCUUGUUUUGGAGAGACAGAUUAGAGAGAGCAAGAGAUGUGAGCAGCCUCCUGUACACGUGAGUCUCAUGUGACUGGAGCUCUUUUUUUACUGUAAGAGCAAAGACGUGCCUGGAGUCACAGGGUUUAACACGUAGCUCUUCUAACACCCACACGUUCAUUAAAGGCAAGUGUAGUGCAGCAAACUCCGACUGAUCAGUCAGCAAGGCAGACAGAGAGACAGAGAUAGGGAAGGAAACCCCCAGCAGCAGCAGAGCAGAGCAGCAGCAAGAAUCAGAAUUUACUGAAAUGGAAAGGAUCACGAGUGCACAGCCUCCCCCUCGGAUGGCGAAAAUCCCAACUUUUGAAAACAACGAAAUGCAAGGAAUGGAAUUUUCUCAUAUGUUUCUUUAUAAAACUAAGAGGGGGCUAAAGAAAGGCGACGACAAUAAGGAAACAUAUAAAUUGCCUCACCGACUGAUAGAAAAGAAAAGGCGUGACAGGAUUAAUGAAUGCAUUGCACAGCUAAAGGACAUGCUCCCUGAACAUCUCAAACUGACGACUUUGGGGCAUUUGGAAAAGGCAGUGGUUCUUGAACUUACCUUGAAGCAUGUGAAGGCGUUAACUGGCCUCAUUGAACAGCAGCAACAGAAAAUACUAGCCUUGCAGAAUGGUUUACAAAUUGGUGAACAGACAGCUAAGGCAUCUGAGUCUAGUCAUGAGAUGUUUCAGUCUGGAUUCCAAAUGUGUGCCAAAGAGGUGCUCCAAUACCUGGCCAAGUAUGAAAAUCUGAGAGAGGUGAAGCCUGCACACUUAGUAAAUCAUCUUCAGAAGAUGGGAGCAGACAUUCACACAGGGGGAUAUGUUAAUGGGAUGGGGCAGAGCUCAGUACGGUUUCUGGAAGGAGAUUUCAGGUCCAGAGCUGAAGGACCUGGCAAGAACUGUGUGCCUGUAAUCCAGAGGACUUGUCCUGCCAGCAGCGAGCAGAGUGGCAGUGAUACUGACACUGACAGUGGGUACGGUGGCGAGCCUGAUAAAAGUGACUCCAAGCAUGACCUGGAGAGUGCAGAGAGAGAGAACGAGCUGAAGCACCCACUGGCAGAGAGGAUUGUCUCUAUUAAACAAGAAUAUGAGGAACCGCCAAUCAAAAAGGUUCGGAUGGAGCUGUCUGAGGAGGACAUCCGCAUGACUAAUGGCGACCACACUGGAGGUAGCUUCCUGAGUCAUCACCCACCACCACUGUGUGUGCCUUUUUAUCUGUUGCCACCAUCGGCCGCUGCAUAUAUGCCCAUGCUGGAGAAGUGCUGGUACCCGACCUCCAUGCCAGUCUUGUACCCUGGGAUCCCUGCAUCGGCCACGCUGACCGGGCUGAUGAACCCCGAUAAACUCUCUCCUCUCUUAAUUUCCCAAAGGGGGGCUUCGCCAGUCUCCAUCUCCCCAUCAAUGGACACGUCUGCUCUGCUUCAAGCCCCUAAACAAGUCCCGUCCCUGAGCGUGGAAACCAAAGACUGAUUUAUUUUCAUACCAGAAACUAUGACUGAUCUUGUGUGUUUACAUGAAAAAAAAAUCUUUCAAUUUAAAACUAGUUUGAAAAUGAUGUAAUCCCAGGUUGGUUAGUGUUUACAUUUAGAUUUGACGCCAUUUUCCAACAGUUGUAGCCUCAGCUAAUGUAAACAGUUAGAAAUGGCUGUCGAGACCAUAAUUCAUUCACAGUUAUAGGAAAGGACAGCAGAUUGCUUCAGAUGUGAAGUCUUUGCAUAAAAAUGUCUUUAAAGUGCAAUGGAUUUAAAAAAGAUAAACUUUCCUUCACCGUUCUUGUUUUCCAGCUAAACAAAACCUCCAAAGUUUUCAUAUAGUUUCAGAGGUGUAAGCGCACUGUCUGUGAAAUGAAUGUAAAUGGUGAAAUUAUAGAUGCUGCUUAAGCUUUCUGCUGUAAUAAUAGCCAAGGAACUGACUUGUGCCCUUCCUAUUAGCACUGAUAUGCUGCUAAAUGAUCCCACCCAGUUUAAAAGCACCAAAUAUUAAAUGUAACUGCUUCUGUAUAUACCUGUAUUUUUGCAGGAUUGAUAAAAGUCAGUAGUAACUAUCCUUGCAGGCUCUUAAAGGGGAUGUUGAGUGGAAAUGGUGACCAUAAUAUGAGCAAGUGAUGUAUGAAGUGGUAUUUUAAAAGAUUCAGCAUGCUGUUUGAGAGAAAUGCAAGAAAUUGCUGUAAAUUUUGAUGUGUUAUGUGUGAAUGGUGGGCUGGUCGAGGUUUUGAGGAUGCCAAAGUCAUUACUGGAUAGCCUGUUUAACGCACAGUACUUCGACAAGAUGUAUUUAAAAAUAAUGAAUCUUUUUAUUUUCUUUGCCAUUCGUAAAAGAUGUUGCCUUUCAGGUUUCGAUAUCUGGUAUGGAUCUGCUGGUAAAUGCUUGUAUUUGUGUAAAUAACGGAAUUCAGAUAAUAUGGGAAGGUUGAAUGUAAUGUUUUGAAAAAAAGAUGAAGAUUAGUUUUGUAUAGGGAGAGGUAAACAGACUAUUUUUGGAAACUUACAGCAGAUGGAAUAUUGUAUUGUACAUAUUUUGUUUAUACAUAAAUGUUACUAUUCAUUUAAAAUAUGAUUAAUAAAAUAUUUUUCCUGUGGAA
Molecule: messenger RNA, 2775 nt
Organism: Pristis pectinata (smalltooth sawfish)
Lineage: Eukaryota; Metazoa; Chordata; Chondrichthyes; Rhinopristiformes; Pristidae
Gene: bhlhe40
Product: basic helix-loop-helix family, member e40
Exons: 5
Coding region: 462-1664 (400 amino acids)
Biological process (GO): regulation of transcription by RNA polymerase II; regulation of neurogenesis; circadian regulation of gene expression
Cellular component (GO): nucleus
Molecular function (GO): RNA polymerase II cis-regulatory region sequence-specific DNA binding; DNA-binding transcription factor activity, RNA polymerase II-specific; protein dimerization activity
Source: RefSeq, a predicted model, not a curated record